GCUUCUUAGUUUAUAGGUAAUUUGUAUAUUAAUUCAAAGAAAUGCAAAGAUUUCAGUGCAGUAUUUUUUUUUUGUAUAAAAACGCAGAAUUUUUAAAAUUUGUAUGCUGUAAGAAACUGAAUAUCAAACAACGCUAAUAAAACAAAUAUGGCAAAAUUAUUUAUGAUUGUUCUCUUCGCUUUAAUCGCCGUUGCUUUGGCUCAGCACGGCUAUGGUGCUGCUGGUCAUGGCCAACAAGGUAGUCAUGGUCAACAAGGCGGUCAUGGCCAACAAGGCGUUCACGGUGUCCCCGAAUCUCGCGAUCAUGGUGUUAGCGGUCAUGGACAACACGGUGUUCAUGGUCAACAAUCUGGCGUUCAUGGUCAACAAAGUGGCCAUCAAGGUCAAGGUUAUGGACAUGGCGGUCAUGGCCAACAAGGUUAUAAAACCCAUGGAUAUUAAAUAGUUUGGAACUUACUAAUGACCCUGUGAUUAUGUUGAUGAAAAAAAAUUAAAAUAAAUAUCCAUAUAAACAAAUGAAA
This is a messenger RNA of Calliphora vicina (urban bluebottle blowfly), 521 nucleotides long. Its product is annotated as antifungal protein-like. The coding region runs from base 148 to 441 and encodes 97 amino acids. Lineage: Eukaryota; Metazoa; Arthropoda; Insecta; Diptera; Calliphoridae. The transcript has 2 exons. The record is from RefSeq and is a predicted model, not a curated record.